UCGAAUCAGUUUCGCUUUAGACAGCUUUGUGCAGAGUUGUGUUUUUAAGUAAAUAAAUACUAUCCCUCAAUCGAAAUGUGGAAGAAAGUGCUUAUCUGUGUGGUCCUUGUGGCCUUUGUGGGCGUGCAGUUUGCCAACUCGCUGACCUGCACCAAAUGCACCACCCCCUCCGGAUGCAAAAGUCCUUCGUCGGAAACCUGCUCGAAUUCUACGGCAAAUGCCAAUAGGGUUCAUUUGGAAUCGUACCACAGUAAUGUGCCCACCGUCAAUGGCAGUCUGAACUUCGCUUGUGCCAAUCUCACCUACUACCAUGCAGCAAACUACUCCCACACGUCUGAGUUCCUGGGCUGCGUCUUCAAUGAGACUAAGGUGUGCGAUCUUACUUUGACAAACACCGCGAGUGGAUGGUCCAAGAAAUGCCUUCAAUGCGGCACAGAUUACUGCAAUCCUGCGGGAACUUUCAGCGGAAGUGCCUAUACCAUCGUAGGAUCGGUGAUCGCCGUGCUCCUGGCCAAGGUCCUCAGCUAGACCCAUGAUUUUAUUGGGAAGCAAAUGCAUUACUUACACUUAAUUCCAAUUGUAUAAUAUUUAUUUUCGAUAUGGCUAAUUAAAACAAAAUUUUAUUAUAAAACUAAAAUGGUUAACAAUAAUGGUCUUUGUUAUAAAGAAGGCAAGAAUAAAGAGUGAGUUUAAUCAUGUAAAAUCUA
Drosophila rhopaloa is the source of this 707-nucleotide messenger RNA. RefSeq lists its product as uncharacterized. NCBI's taxonomy places the organism in Eukaryota, Metazoa, Arthropoda, Insecta, Diptera, Drosophilidae. The record is from RefSeq and is a predicted model, not a curated record. Bases 76 to 528 code for a protein of 150 amino acids. The transcript is spliced from 3 exons.